Messenger RNA from Cuscuta campestris, 1948 nucleotides. NCBI's taxonomy places the organism in Eukaryota, Viridiplantae, Streptophyta, Magnoliopsida, Solanales, Convolvulaceae. The record is from the annotation of a GenBank genome assembly.
AUCAGGAAACACGCUUUCAAAAAUAUAAAUUCAGGAACGAGACUUGAUAAUGAUUGCAACAGGUAUAAUACCUACGGUAACCCUAUUUCAUUGGGACGUUCCUCAAGCAUUGGAAGAUGAAUAUCAAGGAUUUCUCAGCCCUCUAAUUGUGGAUGACUUUAGGGAUUACGCAGAUCUUUGCUUUAGAGAAUUUGGAGAGAAGGUGAAGCUGUUUACAAGCAUUAACGAGCCAUGGACUUUCGCAUCCAAGGGCUAUGACUCCGGCGAUUUCGCCCCCGGCCGCUGCUCGCCGUUCAUGAACUCCGCCAUCGGAUGCCUUGGCGGCGACUCUGCCACCGAACCAUACAUUGUUGCCCAUCACAUCCUUCUUGCCCAUGCUGCCGCCGCAAGGCUUUACAAGCAGAAAUAUCAAGCAAUACAAAAGGGGGAAAUAGGAAUUGUGUUGGUGUCUCAUUGGUUUGAGCCAUAUUCCUCUACCCAAGAAGACAAAAAAGCGGCUCAACAAGCUAUUGAUUUCAUGUUAGGAUGGGCAUUGCAUCCAUUAACCUAUGGCGAUUAUCCAAAGAGCAUGAGGAGUCUAGUUGGAGAGAGAUUACCAAAGUUCACUCCCGACCAAUCAGAGAUGGUCAAAGGAUCUUUUGACUUUCUCGGACUCAAUUACUACACGGCCAGAUAUGCUUCUUACAUUUCCUCUCCUAACAAAGUCAAUAUCAGCUACACCUUUGAUUCUCAAGCCAACCUCACGUCAAAGAAGGAUGGGCAGCUCAUUGGUGAAGCGACGGGCUCAGUAGAAUUUUUUGUUGUUCCAAGUGGACUUAAAAAGCUGCUUCUUUACACAAAACAGAACUACAAAAAUCCUACCAUUUAUAUUACCGAGUGUGGGAUGUCAAGCUUGCAUGUCACUUCAGCCGUUCAGGAAGGAGUUAAUGACAUUCAAAGGGUUAAGUUUUACCGUAGCCACAUUUCCGCCCUCAAAGACGCAAUGGAGUUGGGUGGGAAUGUCAAAGGCUUCUUUGCAUGGUCAUUUUUUGAUAAUUAUGAAUGGAGCUCAGGGUACACAAGCAGAUUUGGUCUUAACUUUAUAGAUUACAAAAACGGCCUAAAAAGAUAUCCCAAAAAAUCUGCUAUAUGGAUGAAGAAGUUCCUUCAGAAAAAUUAAUUAAUUGAAUACACAAAUAUAUAAUUUUUAUAAAAGAAAUAAUCUCUCAUCCUCUGAAUAUGGUUCGAAUUACCAUCAUCAUCACCGCCAUGCUUGCCGUCUUCUUAAAAGCGGCUUCGGCUCAGGUAUCCCAAUCCUCUGUUACAGUGUCGCCGCCUGAAGCUAGAUCUGCAUCAUCUUCUUCGUUCUCCGCCUGAAGCUAGAUCCGCAUCAUCUUCUCCGAUCUCCUCCUGAAGCUAGAUCCACAUCAUCUUCUCCGAUCUCCGCCGUCGUGAUCGGAAGUUCCCUCCUACUAUCUAUUUCAUUCCUACUCAGCUACUUUGGAUGUGCUGUAUGACUUGGAUUAUUUUGUUAAGGAAGUUAAAAGCUAUUGAUCAGGUCAAGCCUUGGCUUUGGUUUACUACAUUUCAAGAUUUGGUCCAGAGCAGGUUUAGGUCAGGAUUUUGGUUCCUAUUUUUAAAUAGCCAACAUGGCGUGAAGACAUAUGUGAAAAAAGCUCUAAUUGGGAUUGGGAUUUCAAUGUCUAGCUAUUGCAAUACUAAGGAUCUGAUGUGGAUGACCUUGGUUGAUAUUGUUGAUGUUAUGGACUUACGUGUGGUUCAAAUGACAUCUUGGAGUUUAUGUAGCUAUGGAUGUUGCUCGUUUCAAAUUAUAUAGCUGCAGAAGGAACUUGCUACUUUUCUGAUUUUCAUAUGUUAUCUUAUACUUUGGGCUCAAGUAACUUUCUUGUUUCUGUCAUUUUUUUGUAUAAGAAUUUCUUGUGUCAUUGAAGAAGGCUUUGUUUAUGGA